This is a messenger RNA of Equus caballus (horse), 8106 nucleotides long. NCBI's taxonomy places the organism in Eukaryota, Metazoa, Chordata, Mammalia, Perissodactyla, Equidae. The record is from RefSeq and is a predicted model, not a curated record.
AGGCUCUGGGCAGAAGAGCUGGCUGAUGAUGGAGAGGACUGGUACCCAGCCUCUGACUGCUGAGCCUUCCCCGCUCCUGGGGGAGAUGAGACUGGGUUGAGGAGAGCAGAUCAACCGGCUGGUGAUCGGGCACGACAGCACGGGCAUGCACGCCAGUUGGUUCCUGGGCAGUGUCCAGAUCCGAGUGCCCCGCCAAGGCAAGCAGUACACCUUCCCUGCCAACCGCUGGCUGGACAAGAACCAGGCCGAUGGGCGCCUGGAGGUGGAGUUGUAUCCCAGCGAGGUCAUGGAGAUCCAGAAAUUGGUCCACUACGAGGUUGAGAUCUGGACGGGGGAUGUGGGCGGCGCAGGCACCACUGCCAGAGUCUACAUGCAGAUCUAUGGUGAGGAAGGCAAGACAGAAGUGCUCUUCCUCUCCAGCCGCUCAAAAGUUUUUGACCGGGCCUCCAAGGACACGUUCCAGCUGGAGGCGGCAGAUGUGGGUGAGAUCUUCAAGAUCCGGCUUGGGCACACGGGCGAAGGCUUCGGGCCCAGCUGGUUCGUGGACACGGUGUGGCUGCGGCACCUGGUGGUGCGGGAGGUGGACCUCACACCGGAGGAGGAGGCUCGGAGGAAGAAGGAGAAAGACAAACUGCGGCAGCUGCUCAAGAAGGAGCGGCUGAAGGCCAAGCUGCAGAGGAAGAAGAAGAAGAAGAAGAAAGGCAGUGAUGAGGAGGAUGAAGGGGAGGAGGAGGAGGAGUCCUCUUCGGAAGAGUCCUCGUCCGAAGAGGAGGAGGAGGAAACGGACGAGGAGGAGGAGGAAGAGGAGGAGUUCGGGCCGGGGAUGCAGGAGGUGAUUGAGGAGUACAAGUUCGAAGCCCACCGCUGGCUGGCCCGGGGCAAGGAGGACAAUGAACUUGUUGUGGAGCUGGUGCCGGCCGGCCGGUCGGGUCCUGAGCCCAACACCUAUGAGGUCCAAGUGAUCACAGGGAACAUGCCCAAGGCCGGCACUGAUGCCAAUGUCUACCUGACCAUCUAUGGCGAGGAGUACGGGGACACGGGCGAGCGGCCUCUGAAGAAGUCGGACAAGUCCAACAAGUUUGAGCAGGGGCAGACAGAUACCUUCACCAUCUACGCCAUUGACCUGGGGGCCCUGACCAAGAUUCGGAUUCGCCAUGACAACUCGGGCAACAGACCAGGCUGGUUCCUGGAUAGGAUAGACAUCACCGACAUGAACAACGAGAUCACGUACUACUUUCCGUGCCAACGCUGGCUGGCGGUGGAGGAGGAUGAUGGCCAGCUAUCCAGGGAGCUGUUGCCAGUGGAUGAGUCCUAUGUGCUGCCACCGAGCGAGGACGAGGAGGGUGGGGGAGGUGGUGACAGCAACCCCCUCGACAGCCUGGCCCUGGAGCAGAAAGAUAAAUCUACCACAUUCUCGGUGACCAUAAAGACCGGGGACAAGAAGAAUGCGGGCACAGAUGCCAACGUCUUCAUCACGCUCUUUGGCACGCAAGAUGACACUGGAAUGACCCUCCUGAAAUCCUCCAAGACCAAUAGCGACAAGUUUGAGAGGGACAGCAUCGAAAUCUUCACAGUGGAGACCCUGGACCUGGGAGAUCUGUGGAAAGUCAGGAUGGGCCAUGACAACACAGGCAAGGCUCCGGGCUGGUUUGUAGACUGGGUAGAGGUGGACGCCCCAUCUCUUGGAAAGUGCAUGACGUUCCCCUGUGGCCGCUGGCUGGCCAGGAAUGAAGAUGACGGGGCCAUCGUCAGGGACCUCUUCCAUGCGGAGCUUCAGACGAGACUGUACACGCCAUUUGUCCCUUACGAGAUCACCCUCUACACCAGUGAUGUCUUUGCUGCUGGUACAGACGCCAACAUCUUCAUCGUCAUCUACGGCUGCGAUGCUGUGUGCACCCAGCAGAAGUACCUGUGCACCAACAAGAGGGAGCAGAAGCUGUUCUUUGAGAGGAAGUCCGCCUCCCGCUUCAUUAUGGAGUUAGAAGACGUGGGAGAAGUUAUUGAAAAAAUUCGGAUUGGCCACGAUAAUACAGGCGUAAAUCCUGGGUGGCACUGCUCCCACGUGGACAUCCGCAGGCUCCUCCCAGAUAAAGACGGCACAGAGACCUUGACUUUCCCUUGUGACCGAUGGCUUGCCACGUCGGAGGAUGACAAGAAGACCAUUCGAGAACUGGUCCCUUAUGACAUCUUCACUGAGAAAUACAUGAAAGAUGGGUCCUUAAGGCAAGUCUACAAGGAAGUGGAGGAGCCUCUGGACAUUGUGCUGUACUCCGUGCAGAUCUUCACAGGAAACGUUCCCGGAGCAGGGACGGACGCCAGGGUCUACAUCACCAUCUAUGGAGACCUGGGGGACACUGGGGAGCGGUACCUCGGCAAGUCAGAGAACCGCACCAACAAGUUCGAGAAGGGAACGGCCGACACCUUCAUCAUCGAGGCUGCUGACCUGGGCGUCAUCUACAAGAUCAAGCUCCGCCAUGACAACACCAAGUGGUGUGCAGACUGGUAUGUGGAGAAGGUGGAGAUCUGGAACGACACCAACGAGGACGAGUUCCUGUUCCUGUGUGGACGCUGGCUGUCCCUGAAGAAGGAGGAUGGGCGGCUCGAGAGGCUCUUUUAUGAGAAGGAGUACACUGGGGACCGGAGCAGCAACUGCAGCAGCCCUGCUGACUUCUGGGAGAUCACCCUGAGCUCCAAGAUGGCCGACAUCGACAUCGCCACAGUGACUGGGCCCAUGGCUGAGUACGUUCAGGAGGGCCCAGUUAUUCCCUACUAUGUGUCGGUGACCACUGGGACACACAAGGACGCCGCCACCGACAGCCGGGCCUUCAUCCUACUCAUCGGGGAGGACGACGAGCGGAGUAACCGCAUCUGGCUGGACUACCCCCGGGGGAAGAGGGGCUUCAGCUGUGGCUCUGUGGAGGAGUUCUAUGUCGCAGGCUUGGAUGUGGGCGUCAUCAAGAAAAUAGAGCUGGGCCAUGACGGGGCCUCCCCGGAGAGCUGCUGGCUGGUGGAGGAGCUGUGUCUGGCCGUGCCCACCCAGGGCACCAAGUACAUAUUGCGCUGCAACUGCUGGCUUGCCAAGGACCGAGGCGAUGGCGUCACCUCCCGUGUUUUCGACCUCCUGGAUGCCAUGGUGGUGAACAUCGGGGUGAAGGUGCUCUACGAAAUGACGGUGUGGACGGGUGACGUGGUCGGCGGUGGCACCGACUCCAACAUCUUUAUGACCCUCUAUGGCAUCAACGGCAGCACGGAGGAAGUGCAGCUGGACAAAAAGAAGGCCAGAUUUGAGCGAGAGCAGAACGACACCUUCAUCAUGGAGAUCCUGGACAUUGCUCCAUUCACCAAGAUGCGGAUCCGAAUUGACGGCCUGGGCAGCCGGCCAGAGUGGUUCCUGGAGAGGAUCCUCCUGAAGAACAUGAAUACUGGAGACCUGACCAUGUUCUACUAUGGAGACUGGCUGUCCCAGCGGAAGGGCAAGAAGACCCUAGUGUGUGAAAUGUGCGCCGUCAUCGAUGGGGAGGAGAUGAUGGAGUGGACUUCCUACACUGUCUCAGUUAAGACCAGUGACAUCCUGGGAGCAGGCACCGAUGCCAACGUGUUCAUCAUCAUCUUUGGGGAGAAUGGGGACAGCGGGACCCUGGCCCUGAAGCAGUCGGCCAACUGGAACAAGUUUGAGCGAAACAACACAGACACGUUCAACUUCUCUGACAUGCUGAGCCUGGGCCACCUCUGCAAGCUGAGGGUCUGGCACGACAACAAAGGGAUAUUUCCUGGCUGGCACCUGAGCUAUGUCGACGUGAAGGACAACUCCCGCGAUGAGACCUUCCGCUUCCAAUGUGACUGCUGGCUCUCCAAGAGUGAGGGCGACAGACAGACGGUCCGUGACUUUGCCUGUGCCAACAAUGAGAUCCAGGAUGAGCUGGAGGAGACCACCUACGAGAUCGUCAUAGAAACAGGCAACGGAGGCGAAACCAGGGAGAACGUCUGGCUCAUCCUGGAGGGCAGGAAGAACCGAUCCAAAGAGUUUCUCGUGGAAAAUUCUUCCAGGCAGCGGGCCUUUAGGAAGGGAACCACAGACACAUUUGAGUUUGACAGUGUCUACCUGGGGGACAUUGCCUCCCUCUGCGUGGGCCAUCUCGCCAGGGAGGACCGGUUCAUCCCCAAGAGAGAGCUCGUCUGGCAUGUCAAGACGAUCACCAUCACUGAGAUGGAGUACGGCAAUGUGUACUUCUUCAACUGCGACUGCCUCAUCCCUCUCAAGAGGAAGAGGAAGUACUUCAAGGUAUUCGAGGUCACCAAGACGACGGAGAGCUUUGCCAGCAAGGUCCAGAGCCUGGUGCCCGUCAAGUAUGAGGUCAUUGUGACGACAGGCUACGAGCCGGGGGCAGGCACUGACGCCAACGUCUUCAUAACCAUCUUUGGGGCCAAUGGGGACACGGGCAAGCGGGAGCUGAAGCAGAAAAUGCGCAACCUCUUCGAGCGGGGCAGCACCGACCGCUUCUUCCUGGAGACGCUGGAGCUGGGUGAGCUGCGCAAGGUGCGCGUGGAACAUGACAGCAGCGGCUACUACUCCGGCUGGCUGGUGGAGAAGGUGGAGGUCACCAACACCAGCACUGGAGUGGCCACCAUCUUCAACUGUGGCAGGUGGCUGGACAAGAAGCGGGGGGACGGGCUCACCUGGAGAGACCUCUUCCCUUCUGUCUGAGGGCUGGAGGCCCUGACCACACCUUCCUGCCCCCACCUGGGCUUUCAGCAGUCCUUUCUCGAAGCCUCCUGGAGCUGGGACUGGGGGCUAGAAGGGUGGCGUGUGGCGCUGUGGACCAGAACUUCCUGGUCCUUCAGCGUCUACUGUGGGCGACCACUUUCGGGGUCCUGCCCCUACCCGGUCUCCUGGACCUACAGGAAUCCAUCAACAUGUGUCAUAGUUCAUGGCUGCACCAAAGUAACUUUUUGCAUUUUCUUCUCCAAUUAUAGUGGUGACCAGGCUGAGACACGCUGCCGGGUGUGGACGGGAAAUUGGGGCUUCACCCAGGGGAUAGAAGUGGGGAAGAAGAGGCCAUCAUGAUGGUGUAUUUUAAGCAAAAACUAAUUAACACUUUUUUCCCAAAAAAGCUGGGCUAAUUAAAUUAUUACCAACCACACUCCACAAAGAACUCAUCUUGGCAUCUGCUCACUAAGAAAUGCAUCCUUUUUUCCCAUUUUCAAUAAAUCCAGUGGCAAACAGAGAAAACAUCAGGAGGAAGUGUUUUGGCUGUGGGGAUUUAUGAGCCUGUGAAAAGGUACAUGACCCUUGCCAUCACUUUGCAAAGAACAAAUCUCCGGGUGUCCUCUGGUUGCCCCACCCUGUAAUAACACAGUUGAGACCCAGAGACCUGAGCAGAAGGUGGUGGGGACGGUACCUGGGAAAGCCUGGGGGAGGAUCAGGCGUGGGGGGUCUUUAUGAUGUAUCACUGUUGGCUCCCUGUGGGCAAUGUGGACUGAGAGCUGCCCUCAAGGGGAACGUGACCUUGAUGGAGAGGUAGCAGGAGAACCACACGCUCACGUGCAUGCACAUACAUGUGCACAGACAUGCACACUCUCUGGACAACAAUCACAAAGAGAUCAGGAAGCCGAAUUCACAGCACCUGACUUCCAAUUGUCCUGCGGGGGUGGGUUGAGGGGGCCCUGAGGGGGAAAGCGAGGUGGCCAUUGAAAGCACAGGCUCGGAGGCUGCCUGCCUGGGCUGGAGUUCCCAGUCCACCUCCUACCUGCUGGGAGAGCUUGGGCACAUUAUUUCAUCUCUCGGGGCUCAGUUUCCUCAUCUGUCAAACAGAGAGAAUGAUGAUACCUACCUCCUGGGUUGUUAUGAAGACUAAAUGAGUUAAUAUGCAGACAGUUGUAAUCCAGCACCUGCACUGAAGGGUGACUGUGUCCAUUGUGUUGAACAAGCAAGACUCAAGGGGGCUGGAGUCGGGGUGGGAGGAGAAGUAACCAUUAAACAGCUUUAUUUGUGUCUUUUCUGUGGAACGGGUUCUGCUUCUGUCCCCGAAGAAAAUUUAGGCAAGCCUCGCAACUCUUCUGGACUCUUUUAGGUCAUAAAAAGUCCAACAACCAUUCUAAGUCACAGAGUCGGUGUCAAUUCUGUAAUUUAAAGGUCCAGCUCCAAUAUAAAGGUGAAAACGUCACACUUAGAGUUAUUUCCUCUCAUCCCCCAGCAUAGGCAUGUCACAGGCAUGAACCGAAGUGAAGGAGGAGUGUGUGUGGGAGUGUGCACGUGUGUGGGAGUGUGAGUGUGGGGUCACCUUCACCUCUUUUUCUCUCCCUCACACUUUUCUUCCUGCUUCCUCUUCCUGCUGAUGCUGUUUCUUACUCCUCCACGGAAGAGACGGGAAAUGAAGGGAGCAGGCAGCAUCCUCUUGGAGGGGUGCUAUUGUGGUCGGGGUCUUUCUUUCUGGACUAGGGGGAGUUUGGACCCCUGCUCUCACCUGCACUUGGGUGGGCUCGUUCUCAGUCCCUUCACCCUUCCACUCUGUUUUCUUGUUCAGGAUGUAAGACACCUUAUAAGACGUCCUCCAGCAUCCUUUGCUCUGACAAAUUCGGCAUUCAGGCCACUCAUCUUUGCCAUCAGUGGCCAGCCAGCCAAAUCUCAUCCCUGUGAUUUCUCUGGACGGGGCAGGGCACUAUGUCCUCAACUGAGGUGGACUCAUCCGCCUCUCCAAAUAGGCCUGUUGAAGCCUCAAUCACUUUGCCAAGAAGAAGGGGGUACCCCCAGCCCACCUGCAGCUCUUUCUGAGUGUCCUGUCCUCAGAUCCAUGACCCCCUUCUCAGCCUCUCCAUCCUCUGUCAUAAUUUGAAGGAGGAUGAUCAGUUCAAAGCUCAAAACAGUUAUCUCCCGUGCCCUCUGGCAAGUGCCGUGUGGUCUCAUGUGGAGGGUCGCAUCUACUGUCUUGUGGAUCCAGCCAAAAUUGGUACAGGAACAGCCUCACGUCGUGUUGCCAAUGUGUUCAAUAAAUGUUGGCUUACUCUUGUUGGGAUAGGGCAGACCUGGUUUGAUGACAUCCCCCAUGACCUUAGUCGACGUUUCUUCCAUCCUUACCUGCCCUGCCUCCUCUGCUUUCCAGAGAGGACUUGUCUAGGUCUGAUGAAACUACAGCUGUAAAAGUCCCAUAAAAACCUGUUAUACCUUUGGUUCAUUCAGGGACCUCUCACGUUCCACCUGGUUCCCCAAGUUCCCAGGACCUUGGCCAUCUCCACUGUGGGCAAGUUACCCACAGCUUCAGACCCAGCAUGUUGCUCUCCAGCAAUGCCACAGUCACUGUCCUCUCUGCCGUGCCUCUGCUAGGACUGUCCCAUCUGCUUGAAGUCUCCUUGCCACCCAUCCAUCCACCCCUCCAUCGCACCAUGUUAUGAGGCCCCAUGCUAGUCUAACCUCUCUGCUUUAUAGGAGCAGAAACUGAGGACCAGAGCAGGUCUCUGACUCACUGAGGGUCCCAUGGGGCAAAGCUGGGCCAGAACUAGGCUUCUGACGCCCUUCACACUCUGUGGAGGAGGUUGGGGCUAGAUGUGCAUGGUGGCAGAGGGGGGAAAGCGAGGGGGGCUGGGAAUCUUGCAGAAUUCAACAUCUGUUGGAUCCCAUCUCCACAGCCCUGCUUCUUUGGGCUGGGCACUGCCUUUCCCUAAGGGGCACUGGGGCCCUUGGUGAGUUAUAUUGUUCGAGACCCUACAGUCCUCGUUCCUCCACCCAGGCUGUGCCGAGGCUGAAGGUGAAGGGUGGGGAGAAUUGCUCACAAGGGCACUGGGGGGCAGGAUGGAAAAGGCCAACCCACUGCUGCAUUCUGCUCUCACCUGCCUGCUGCCCCCAAGCCUGCCCACUACCCUGAGGAAGGAACGAGGGGGCUUUGCUCCAGAUCUCAGCCCAUCUGCCCCUGCUCUGGGCUCUGCCUUUCAAUUCCCCUCUCUUCCUUACAGGCAAUCACAGCAAUGCCCCUCUUGGCGAGGGCAGAAAGCAAAGCUGAGGUUUGGGUGAAGCAAGCAAGAAGCCCAGGGUGCAAAGUUUGAGGAAGCUCUCACCCUCAGGCUCGUGCAAAGGCAGGGCUGGCACCCAAGAGUGAGGGCUCCUUACAUGUU